Messenger RNA from Rhineura floridana, 3418 nucleotides. It is a transcript of the gene PNCK, whose product is annotated as pregnancy up-regulated nonubiquitous CaM kinase. Gene Ontology annotation, biological process: peptidyl-serine phosphorylation. Gene Ontology annotation, cellular component: intracellular anatomical structure. The record is from RefSeq and is a predicted model, not a curated record. NCBI's taxonomy places the organism in Eukaryota, Metazoa, Chordata, Lepidosauria, Squamata, Rhineuridae. The transcript has 11 exons. Gene Ontology annotation, molecular function: calmodulin binding; ATP binding; calcium/calmodulin-dependent protein kinase activity. Bases 539 to 1495 code for a protein of 318 amino acids.
CAACUCACUCAAAAAAUUGUAUUCUGUCUAAACAGGGGAAACUUUAAGAGCAAGGUUCACAUUUGCCCCGUUCACAGUGCUGUAACUAGGCAUGUGCAACAGGUACACAGGCACAGGGCACAGGACGAAGGGGGCCCUGAAAUGGAACUGACGAAAAAAAUUGUCAAAUAUAAUAAUAUUUUCAAAUUUUAAAUUUCGCUGCCGUGCUCUGCUGUGCAGUUCAGAUGUCGGUGAACUGAGUGCGUCGAGCAGGCCCAGGCAGCCCAUUGCGUCAUUUAGCAGUUUAGCGAUUGGUCAUUGCAUCGCUCAGUCCCUGGAUGCCCUCGAUGCCCUCUGCUCACCAACAUCUGAAUGACUGAAUCGCAGGACUGAUCGACGCGUCACUUGUGCGACAGGAGUGAAUGUUUAUGUUUAUGUUGUGGUUUAUGCCGCUUUUUACCCAACGACCACAGCUGAAAAUAUUGUUGACGCUGUUUGUUAACUAGUCUGACUUCAACUUGUGAUUCGAUAACGAACAAAUUACUUUGUUUUCGCAUUUAUGUGUUAUUGUGAAAACAGAGGAGCCUUUUCAGAGGUGGUCCUGGCACAGGAGCAUGGAUCCCAACGCCUUGUAGCACUCAAAUGUAUUCCUAAGAAAGCACUGCGGGGCAAGGAAGCAGCAGUGGAGAAUGAAAUUGCUGUGCUCAAAAAGAUCGAGCAUGAGAACAUUGUGGCUCUGGAGGACAUUUAUGAGAGCCCCACUCAUCUAUACUUGGCCAUGCAGCUUGUGACAGGAGGAGAGCUCUUUGACCGCAUCAUUGAGCGGGGCUAUUACACGGAAAAGGAUGCUAGCCAGCUCACCCGGCAGGUGUUGGAGGCAGUGAACUACCUGCACAAUCUGGGCAUUGUUCAUCGGGAUCUAAAGCCUGAAAACCUUCUCUAUGCCACUCCAUUUGAGGAUGCCAAGAUUAUGAUUACAGACUUUGGGCUGUCCAAGAUCGAGGCUGAUGGGAUCAUGUCCACAGCUUGUGGCACUCCUGGCUAUGUGGCACCUGAGAUCCUGGAGCAGAAACCAUAUGGAAAAGCUGUGGACUCCUGGGCGCUUGGUGUCAUCUCCUACAUCUUGCUUUGUGGUUAUCCCCCUUUCUAUGAUGAGAAUGACUCUGAACUUUUCAACCAGAUCCUGAAAGCUGAAUAUGAGUUUGAUUCCCCAUACUGGGAUGAUAUCUCUGAGUCAGCCAAAGAUUUUAUCCGACACCUUCUAGAACGUGACCCUGAGAAACGAUUUACCUGUGAACAGGCCCUGCAACAUCCCUGGAUCUCUGGGGAUACAGCUUUGGACAAAGAUAUUCAUGGCUCUGUAUGUGAGCAGAUCCAGAAGAACUUUGCUCGCAGUCAGUGGAAGCGAGCAUUCAAUGCCACAUCCUUCUUGCGGCACAUCACCAAGCUGGGACCAGGUGCAGAGGGUGAGGAAAUUGGAGAGGCCACGUCCAGAGGGCAUCAUGGGAAAUGGUGACCAGAGAGGUGCCUGAAGAGCCUGGGCCGCUGCCCUUUGCAUGAGCUACCCUCCUGCAUGCAGCUUCACAGUCACGAUGCUGCGCCAGCACCCUCGCCCAAGGGGCGGGGGUGUCCUUUCAUUUCCUGCUCCCCCUUCUGGGGAUAUCUCUGCCCUGAGGGGCCUGGGAGUUAACGUCAAGUCAACCACUGUCCAACCUGCUUUUAGCAGGGUUUAAAGUUACCCUGCUGCCUGGGACCAAAGUCCAAUCCCCCUUGAGGCUGGUGGAACCAUCAUAACCUUGCUGUGUUACUCACCUCCCACCAUGUCGGCCACAGAGGCCGGCAAAAGUGCCAUUGGAUCAGGGGUGAAUGUUGUGGAGUGGAGGUUUUAAAAAAACCCUUCCUUGUAACCUGUUGGAUUGCUUAUUGAUUUGUGACUAUCUCCUCCCCUCAAGAGUAACAAAAUGGUAGCUGCAUUACAGAGAAGAGCCAGCUGAGCUGAAGCACCCCACAAUAGCAAGAGACAGCUGUGUGGGAAUAAUGGAUUCGGGAAUAGUAAGGGAGCAGCCACCAGCAGAGCUGAGCGUAGUAUGUAUUUGAAAAAUCCCUGAUCUGAGAUGGUGGGGAAGAGCUGGGUCAAAAUUGAGGUUCAAUUGGAUAGACAUUUUGGAGACCUCAGGAUUUGGGCUUCAGAUUGGAUACAGGUGAAGACAGAUGUAACAUUUUAAAGAAUGGUGGAAGUGGUCUGAUAGCACUUUCACUGCCUCCGUACCAACUUACAUUUUUCUGUUGUGGAGUGCAUAUUAGGGAUGGAAAAAUUCUUCAGGUUUUUCAGCAUGGUUCAGUCUGAACCUGGGAAAAGUCAGUUGUGGUAAGCGCCAAUUAGCUAGUACUCAGGAUAUCUUCAACACACACAUCCCAGAUUCUGAAGCUGUUUUGCAUUUUUAAAAUGUCUUGGCUUUUUUUAAAGGGGACUAAGAUGAAGGUAGGACACAUCCAACCAUAUGCAUAUAUGCACUGCUCUCACAAGUAACAAAAACUGAAAAGACAGACAGGUCUGCUUCACGCACAAGGCAUGGGGCAGGAGCGUAGGGUUGACACAUUUCCUUACCAUAGGAAGCAACUGGCCAAGCAACAAUUGACUUGUUGGCAUGUAUGUAACAUGAGUUGUCAAGCUGGUUCCACACUGUGGGGGUAAGAGCCCACUCUUAGAAUGCUACAUCUGUCUUUACCUCUUGCUGUUUUGUUUUUGUUUCUUAAAAAUUGGGCCAGUUAGACAAGAAUUCUGGGAAAAGAGCCAGCUGGCCAGGAGAAUACAAGGCCUCCUGGAUAUGUCAGAUGUUCUGCUUCAUGUUAACAUCAGAUCCAUCAUUACCACUUCCCCAAGGGAGAACUGGGCUCUAUAGGACAGCUACACCAUCCAGUCUGAAAAAGAUUUGCCUCUCUGAGUAGAGCCCAGAGAUGCCCCACAUGGGAAACAGGGUAUCCCCCCAGUGUUUUCAAAAACAUUGAAAUGUGAAAGGGGGGUCAGCAAAGUCAGUGACCCUCCCCUGUACUCCACAACCUGUCCUUUUCUUCCUGUCAGACUGAACAUUUGCUUUGCUGUGUUGCUCAGAGCUGGAGAUACUUCUUGUGGUUCUUGUGGGGACUGAUGGGGGUCAUUUCCUUCAUGCUUCCCUCCCCCCUGACAUGUGUCAAUAAACAAAUGAAAACUGUAACACCAUAUGGAAAUGGUCAUUAUUUCUGUGUGAACUCACGGCAUCUUCCUCCGCACCCCAUUCUACUAUCCUCAGGUUAUAAAGCCUAGAGAGGCCUAGCUAGACUGUUGUAGUAUCUUCCACAGAAUCAGAGGUGCUGAUUCACAGACUACUACCCUGACAUGCUUGUACCAAAUAAUGUGAAUUGUUCUCCACACCAUUAAACUGCAAUUUUGCUGAAAUAA